AUGCUCUCCGGAAUCCUCAUCUUCAAUCAAAAAGGCGAAAAUCUCAUCUUCCGCGCCUUCCGUAACGACUGCCGCCCACGCCUCGCCGACGUAUUCCGCAUCCAAGUCAUCUCUAACGCCUCCGUGCGCUCUCCCAUCCUCACCCUCGGUUCAACCACAUUCAGCCAUGUCAAGCACGAGAACAUCUACCUCGUCGCCGUCACUAAAUCCAACGCCAAUGCCGCGCUCGUCUUCGAGUUCAUCUACCGCCUCAUCGGCCUCGGCAAAGCGUAUUUUGGCAAGUUCGAUGAAGAGGCCGUGAAGAAUAACUUUGUGCUCGUGUAUGAGCUGUUGGAUGAAAUCUUGGACUUUGGGUAUCCGCAGAAUACGGAGACGGAUACGUUGAAGAUGUACAUUACGACUGAGGGGGUUAAGAGUGAGAGGGCUAUUGAGGAUUCUUCUAAAAUCACUAUGCAAGCCACCGGAGCUCUGUCUUGGCGACGAUCCGACAUCAAAUACCGGAAGAACGAAGCUUUCGUGGACGUGAUAGAAGACGUCAAUUUACUCAUGUCGGCAACUGGUGCAGUACUGCGGGCGGAUGUCAACGGACAGAUCAUUAUGCGCGCAUAUCUAUCUGGAACGCCGGAAUGCAAGUUCGGGCUUAAUGACAGGUUGACGCUGGGAGAGGAUAAUUUGCAAGGCCCGUCUGGUAACAGAGCUGGCGCAAAGGCUACAAGAGCGGCAGCAGGCAGUGUCACAUUGGAGGAUUGCCAAUUCCAUCAAUGUGUGAAACUGGGAAAGUUCGAUACCGAUCGAAUCAUCUCCUUCAUACCCCCCGAUGGCGAGUUUGAAUUGAUGCGUUACCGAGCCACAGAAAACGUCAACCUACCGUUCAAGGUGCAUGCCAUUGUCAACGAAGUGGGUAAGACGAAGGUGGAGUACAGCAUUGCCAUACGUGCCAAUUAUGGCUCGAAAUUGUUCGCCACCAACGUAGUUGUACGGAUACCAACGCCCCUGAACACAGCACGCAUCACGGAGCGAACGUCGCAGGGCAAAGCAAAGUACGAACCCGAGCACAACAAUAUUGUCUGGAAGAUACCUCGCUUUACGGGACAGAGCGAGUUUGUGUUGAGCGCCGAGGCCAGCUUGACGAGCAUGACGAACCAGAAAGCGUGGUCGAGGCCACCGCUCAAUCUUAGCUUCUCGUUGCUCAUGUUCACGAGCUCCGGGUUGCUAGUGCGAUACCUCAAGGUGUUUGAGAAGAGCAACUACAGCAGCGUCAAGUGGGUGCGGUAUAUGACGAGGGCAGGAAAUUAUGAGAUACGGUAA
Molecule: messenger RNA, 1308 nt
Organism: Periconia digitata
Lineage: Eukaryota; Fungi; Ascomycota; Dothideomycetes; Pleosporales; Periconiaceae
Source: the annotation of a GenBank genome assembly